Messenger RNA from Thecamonas trahens ATCC 50062, 1353 nucleotides. RefSeq names its product aromatic and neutral amino acid transporter. Gene Ontology annotation, biological process: amino acid transmembrane transport. Lineage: Eukaryota; Apusomonadida; Apusomonadidae. Gene Ontology annotation, molecular function: amino acid transmembrane transporter activity. Gene Ontology annotation, cellular component: vacuolar membrane. The coding region runs from base 435 to 1310 and encodes 291 amino acids. The transcript has a single exon. The record is from RefSeq and is a predicted model, not a curated record.
AGAGCGCAGACUCUGAUGUCGACGUCUGGGCCUGUUGUGGGGGCCGAAGUGAUGAAGAAGGGAGACCAUGGACAUGGACAAAGUGACGAAGAUGGACACAAUGAGUCUCUUGGCUCGCACUUUGGACACAUGAUGAAGGCCUUUGUGGGUGCCAACUACCUCUCCAUCCCCUACGCGGUCAAGUGCGCCGGACUAGGCGUCGGCCUGGUUGGUCUGGGCAUCAUUGGAGCACUCACAGGCUACUGCUGCAUGCUUCUUAUCGAGUGCAAGCGAAAGCUCGAAGCUCGUCGUGCUGGAGGUGGUGCUGUGAGCUAUGGCGACAUUGCCGCCACCGUGUAUGGCCCCACAGGGAGGCUGGUCGUCGACUCGGCCGUGGUCAUCACUCAGCUCGGCUUUGCAUCGGAUACUUUAUCUUUGUCUCGAGCAACGCCGCCAUGGUCUUUGGCCACGAGUCACACGCCUGGUUCUUUCUCGUUGCCAUGGUUCCAGGUGUGCUCCUCCUCUCGCUCAUCCAGGACAUGUCCAAGUUGGUACCCUUUUCGCUCGCCGCCGAUGCUGUCCUCCUCUUUGGCUUUGUUGUCAUCACAGCCCGCGCUUUGGACCAGAUGGCCUUUGCCCCGCCACCUGAUGGCGAUGUGGUCCUUGCCAACUGGUCGUCGUUUGCGCUUUUCUUUGGCGUCGUCGUCUCGGGCUUUGAGGGCAUCGCCCUCGUCGUGCCCAUGGAGUCCAACAUGGGUCUCGCCCCGGCGACCUUUACACGCCUUCUCACCCUUUGCAUCGUCGUUGUCUCGCUCAUCUUUAUGCUUUUUGGCGUUCUCGGCUACCUUGCCUUUGGCUCGGCUGUCGAGGACGUGCUCACUCUCAACAUAGAGCCGACGCCGCUGCUCAAUGUCGUCACGCUCUGCAUUUGCCUUGGCGUCGUCUUCACCUACCCGCUGCAGCUCUUUCCGGUCAUCGACAUUGUCGCCGAGGCCACCGGCUCGAACGCACCUGCACACCGCAAGGCCAUCGCCACCGCACUUGUGGCCACAACCGCUCUCAUCGCCUACAUCCUACCGCGCUUUGGCCUCCUCCUCUCGCUCAUUGGCAACGUCGGCUCGGCCACUCUCUCGUUCAUCCUCCCCGCCCUCCUCCAUCUUCACUUUUUCCGCAAGGAGCCAGCCUCCAACUUUGUCCCGCAAGGCUUCCGCUACGCCAUCGUCGCCUUUGGCGUCACAGGCGGCGCCCUCGGCACCUUUGUCUCGCUCCACGCCAUCUGCGUCGAGGUCUUUGGCUGGGGCGCCGGCCACUCGGCAUCAGCUCACGUGUGAAGACGUGAGCAUCACUCAAUGAAUGUGCCUUGUCGAACCAUGA